This is a messenger RNA of Melopsittacus undulatus (budgerigar), 2390 nucleotides long. RefSeq names its product nuclear speckle splicing regulatory protein 1 (gene NSRP1). Gene Ontology annotation, biological process: regulation of alternative mRNA splicing, via spliceosome. The coding region runs from base 77 to 1786 and encodes 569 amino acids. The transcript has 7 exons. NCBI's taxonomy places the organism in Eukaryota, Metazoa, Chordata, Aves, Psittaciformes, Psittaculidae. The record is from RefSeq and is a predicted model, not a curated record.
CCGGGUGGAUUUUUGUCGCGAGGAAUCUGCGGCCGCGGAACGACCGCCGGCUUUGCGCGGCGACGGCCGGGACAAGAUGGCGGCGCUAGGCAAGCAAUAUGGGCUCAUUAUGCCCAAAAAAACACCACAGAAAAAUCUCGUUUCAAAGAAACUCUCAGUGUUUGCAGAAGACUCUGAUGAUGAGCCAUCUGUGGGUGAAAGCCUUCAGAAAGAAGCACUGAAAAAACAAGCAAUGAAACAGACUAAAUUGGAGAUUCAGAAGGCUUUGGAGGAAGAUGCUACAGUGUACGAAUAUGACAGUAUUUAUGAUGAAAUGCAGCAGCAGAAGAAAGAAAGUAAUGCCAGAGUGUUAUCUGGAAGAGAUGACAAAAAGCCCAGAUACAUCCAAAAUAUCCUCAAAGCAGCUGAGAUUAGAAAGAAGGAGCAAGAAAAAAGAAUGGAAAGAAAAAUACAGAAAGAGCGUGAAAUGGAAGGGGGAGAGUUUGAUCACAAAGAGGCUUUCGUGACCUCAGCUUAUAAGAAGAAGCUGCAAGAAAGGGCUGAGGAGGAGGAAAGAGAAAAACGAGAAGCAGCUCUCGAGGCGUACCUGGAUGUGACCAAACAGAAGGAUCUCAGUGGAUUUUACAGACAUCUUUUAAACCAGAGAGUGGGGGAAGAAGAGAUGCCUAAAUGCAGCUUCCGUGAAGCCAGGAUAAAGGAAGAAAAACCUGACAGUUGUUAUGAUGAAUCCAACCAAAGGAACAAAGGUCCAUAUGAAAAACAAAGACCAAAGCCCUCUGCUAAGAAAGAGAAUAAUCCAGAUGCUGAUACUGACUUAGAAACUGAUAGUAGUGAUGAUGAUAAGACACAUAAAAAUAGUAAAGUGAAUUUGAAAAAGAAGAAAAAGAGGGAGAGCUCUGUGAGCAGCGAAGAGGAAGUUAAACAUCAUAAGAGCCAGAGACAUUCCAGGUCACCGAGUGCAUCCAGUGUGGAGGAAGAGCCACCCUCAAAAGCCCAAACAAAUCAUCUUGCAAGGAGGGGAGAGAGCAGACCAAGUAGAAGGGGAAGUGAUGAACAAUACAGGGAAAAAGAUCAUGAGAGAAGUAGGACCUAUGAAAAGGAUCACCAAAGGGAUAAGGAAGAGCGACAUAGAUAUGGGGAUUAUGCUAAUAAAGAUAACUACAGGAGGAGGGAAGAGCAGGAUGAUAAACAAAGAGGGAAGGAAAGAAGAGAGAGGGAGGGACAUGGCAGAGAAUGGAAGAAAGGAAAGGACAGAGAUGAGAAGGGCUCAGAAAAGGAACGAGAGAAAGAAAGAAUAACAAGGGAAAGAGAUGAGAAGGGCUCAGAAAAGGAACGAGAAAAAGAAAGAAUAAGAAAUGGUAAAGAUAGAUAUAAUGACAGAGAGAAGGAGAGAGGAGAAAAAUAUAGAGAAAAGGAAGAUCAUGUGAAGGACAGGAGAGAGAAAUACGGUAAUGAUGAAAAGAAAUACAGAGAGAGGAGGGGAAGUAGUUCUACACCUUUAGAAAAAGAUGGAGAGACUGAUCAGGAAAAAGAGAGAAAGGGAAGAGAGAAGGAGGUGGAUGAGAAGGGAAGAUCUGGCUCUGAAAUGUCAUCUGAGCAGAAACGUAAAGCUGGAGAAGAAGGGGAUAAAGAGGAGAAAGAACAAGCACAGAAACCAGCUGAGAGCAUGAGCAAAUUUGCCAAACGGAGCAAUGAGGAGACAGUUAUGUCAGCGAGGGACCGGUACCUGGCGAGGCAGAUGGCACGUGUCAGUGCCAAAUCUUACAUUGAGAAGGAAGAAGAUUAAUAUCCCUGUGGUGGACAAAAACACUCGGUCUGUCAACCAGAAGGAAAAGUCACUGCUGCAUGGACUCCUAUACAGAGGUAAAAGUGUGUCCUAGUUAUUUAUUCCUGGCUUCAUCUAAGAAACUGUGUGUGCUGUAAUAGAGGAACAACUCUUGAAAUGGGUUCAUGGAUCACUUGAAAAACAGCCUGAGUGUCUUUAUACAGUUGAAGUAUUAAAUUGUGCUGACUCCAUCCACCAUGGCCUUCAGCACCCAACCCAUAAGAUUCUGGGCACUUGAAGAUUCUGGGACAGACCUAGGAGUGUUAAAAAACAUGGCAGCUCUGAGCUGAAGCAGUGAGCUCUGCUGAGAGAAGGGUGUUCUCAGCCCUUGGCAGGAGACAUUGUUGCCACCUGAUGCUUUUGAAAGUGAGCAACAGAACUGUAAAAGUGAAGAAAAAGGCAAGAAAACCAGCCUAAAUAAUAAUCUAGGGAAUUUCUGUAUGUAGUACAUUGCUUUGUAAGCUAGGUGCCUAUUGAUAUAUGAAUUUUGUAUUUAUGUGUGGGCGUUGGUCUUGGGGAUCUGAUGUACAGAAACACUUAAAUAAAGUGUAAGUUACAUACUGGA